AUGAACGAGAACUGCACCUUGCAAGUCAAUGAUCGGGACUGCACGCUAGAGUUCAGCGACCGGGACUACAACCUGGAACUCAAUCAAUACGUCGACGACAAACACACAGACAAGCAGGUCGAGGCCGCAGUUGGAGCCGCAGACAGAGGCCAGGGAGAUGAAAGUGGGCGACAGUCUGCAGCAGACGGGAAACAAGAUCCGGAGUCACAGUCUGUGAUAGGGACGGUUAGGCGUCAUAGGCCUCGUCGACGUGAGUGGAUUAUAUUUGGUUCGGCUCUUGGGGCUGUUGUUCUUAUGGUUGUUAUUAUUGUUCCUUCUGCGAUCUUUGGAACCCGUCAGUCUAGGCCACAGUAUAAGCCGCCUACGAAUCAAUAUAUUCCAUGA
This is a messenger RNA of Penicillium roqueforti, 384 nucleotides long. RefSeq lists its product as uncharacterized. Bases 1 to 384 code for a protein of 127 amino acids. The transcript has a single exon. NCBI's taxonomy places the organism in Eukaryota, Fungi, Ascomycota, Eurotiomycetes, Eurotiales, Aspergillaceae. The record is from RefSeq and is a predicted model, not a curated record.